AUGGCACCUAUCCUCACGUCCAACCCGACCGUGACCGUCACCCCGGAGCCUCUUACUCGAGUCAGCUUCGCGCCAUUCGGAACCGCCAUCACCUCGCCUCUACCUCGAGAGAUCCACAUUCCCCCUCAAGCAUCCUCUCUCCCACCUCAUAUCCCAGCUCCCGUAUUAGCAAACCAGAACUCCGCCCUCAAAUAUAGCCCCAUCUCCCCCCUCACCGAUGACUAUGCCAAAUCCUGUCCCAGCGGGAAAGCAGCCUCCGCGCGAAUGACCAUGUUCUGCUGCUUCCCUCGCAAACUGCGCACCAUCGAAGCCAGCCAACAUGGACAACAACAAAAGUCAGCCAGCGAGGUCUUUGAUGUGCGUAUCCUGGAGCGCCACCCUUUCACAAAUCAGACCUUUAUCCCGACCGACCUGUCGAGUCACUCCAAGGUUGGAGAGGGGGAGGAAGAGCCCAUCUUCCUGGUCGUCGUUGCGCCGACGUUAAAGGGCGAAGUUGCUACUGCGAAGAAUGCAAAGGGCGAGACGGUUACUAUCCGUGAUCCGCCGGAUUUGAAGAACCUGAGGGCUUUCAUUGCGCGUGGAGGCCAGGCGGUUACUUAUGGGGUUGGGACAUGGCAUGCGCCCAUGGUGGUGUUGGGCCCGAGACGAGUGGACUUUGUGGUGGUGCAACAUGUAAAUGGGGUGGAUGAGGAAGACUGUCAAGAGGCCGCCUUUGGGGAAGGAAUUGUGGUCAACUUGGGCGCCAGAGGGCAGUAUGGCCGACCUGAGAAGUCUCCUGCCCGGCUUUGGGCCAAGUUGUAA
Penicillium diatomitis is the source of this 801-nucleotide messenger RNA. Its product is annotated as ureidoglycolate hydrolase. NCBI's taxonomy places the organism in Eukaryota, Fungi, Ascomycota, Eurotiomycetes, Eurotiales, Aspergillaceae. The record is from RefSeq and is a predicted model, not a curated record. The coding region runs from base 1 to 801 and encodes 266 amino acids. Gene Ontology annotation, molecular function: ureidoglycolate lyase activity; ureidoglycolate hydrolase activity. Gene Ontology annotation, biological process: allantoin catabolic process. The transcript has a single exon.